Messenger RNA from Xiphophorus maculatus (southern platyfish), 1601 nucleotides. It is a transcript of the gene foxj1b, whose product is annotated as forkhead box protein J1-B-like. NCBI's taxonomy places the organism in Eukaryota, Metazoa, Chordata, Actinopteri, Cyprinodontiformes, Poeciliidae. Gene Ontology annotation, biological process: regulation of DNA-templated transcription. Bases 202 to 1578 code for a protein of 458 amino acids. Gene Ontology annotation, molecular function: sequence-specific DNA binding; DNA-binding transcription factor activity. The record is from RefSeq and is a predicted model, not a curated record. The transcript has 2 exons.
CAUUCUGGCACCGGGAGGUUUUCCAGUUUCGGGUCUUUCUGCAGGGAUCCGGUCAGUUUGCUGAACUGUUUUAUGUGAUUCUUUUUAUUCGUGAACUUUUCUGUUUUUUUUUUCUUGCUUAUUUUUCACAUUUUGAAGCGGCGAACCGAACUUUAAAUGCGCUAAAAUCCCGCCGCCGCCCCAGACCGUGCAGACAGCAGGAUGCCCGUCCUAUCGAGCCCAGACAGCGCCAACAGGUUCAGGGAGAGGUGGCUGGACCAGGCCGCCGGUUCCGGUUCUGCCCCCCUGGAUGACAGCCUCACCAGCCUCCACUGGCUGCAGAACUUCUCCAUCCUGAGCGCCGACCCGGAGCGGCUGGCCGGUACCGGCCCGGAGUGCCCCUCCUCCCACCACCACCUGCUCCUCAGGCGGCUCGGCUUCCCCAGAACCGGGACCGACUCUCCGUCCAGCCCGCCGGCCGGGGACACGGCGGCGGCCGCCGGGAUGCCGCGGUACCCGGGCAGCCCCGCCACCUCCGGCAGCCAGACCACCGCCGCGCCGCCGCCGCGGUUCUCCCCGCUCCCCGCACCGGGCUUCCCGGUCCAGGCGGGCCCGCCGGUGGAGGUGGACUACCGGAGCAACCCGAAGGUCAAGCCGCCCUAUUCCUACGCCUCUCUCAUCUGCAUGGCCAUGCAGGCCAGCAAGCAGCCCAAAGUCACGCUGUCCACCAUCUACAGCUGGAUCACAGACAACUUCUGCUACUACCGACACGCAGAGCCAAGCUGGCAGAACUCGAUCCGUCACAACUUGUCCCUCAACAAGUGUUUCAAGAAAGUCCCGAGGCAGAAAGACGAGCCUGGGAAGGGGGGCUUCUGGCAGAUCGACCCUCAGUACGCCGACAUGUUCGUCAAUGGCAUCUUCAAGCGCAGGAGGAUGUCUGCCAACCACUAUGGCGGCGGCGGCGCCGCAGCAAGGCAGAGCAAGCUGGUGGAGGGUUUCCCCGGCAGCUGUCCUCACCAGGCGGGCGCCAAGCGGAAGCAGCUGUCCUCCACCGACCGCAGCAAGCUGAUGCGCUCCACCGAGUCCCCGCUUCUCGCCAUGGAGGCCAACAAAGUCGACAUCCUGAAGGGGGACUUUGACCUGGGGUCCGUGUUCGAUGACGUUCUCGGCGGCGGCUGCAGCACCUUCGAGGAUCUGGACCUGAACACGGCGCUGAGCUCGCUGGGCUGCGAGAUGGAGGCAUCCAUGAACGGCCGGCAGCACGCGGCAGGCCCGGGGCGGUGGGGCGGCGCCGUGGAUGUGACCCACUACCCGUCCUACAGCUACCUGGACCUGAGCGACGCCGCCACAGACGGCACCGUCGGCAUGUCGCAGCCGCCGCAGCAGGACCAGCUGCUGCAGGGACAACACCAGCUGCAACAUCUGGACGAGUCAGCCAUGCUGUUCGGCGAGCAGCCGGUGGACGCCGCGCUGCAGCCGUGGGAGGAGAUUAAAGAGGAGCCGCAGGUCAUUCCCCUGACCCUGGACCCGGGCUUUGGGCUUUACGAGGGCUUCUUCACCGAGAUGCAGCAGUGGGAGCGAGCAGAAAGUUUCCUGUGAACUCAUGGAGAAGAGUCCAACCG